AUGUCUGGUCUCUUCGGCGGUACCACUGCGGCAGCGAGCAACGCAGCCACUGCUACUCAAGGCUCCAUCACAAACGAUAUUCCUAUCAACAACCCGCCAGAGGAUAGCAUCCAAGACUUGAGCUGGUCACCUCAGUCAAACCACCUCUCGGUUGCAUCAUGGGACAACAAAGUCCGCAUUUAUGAGAUCAACGGCGAGGGUCAGAGCGCAGGAAAAGCCCUCAUCGAUCUCGGUGCUCCCGCUCUGAGCACUUGCUGGUCAAAGGAUGGAACGAAAGUCUUCGCUGCAGGCGCAAACAAGCAGGUUUCGAUGCUCGAUCUCGGAUCAGGCAGCACCACUCCUCAAGUCGUCGCUGCUCACGACGCCCCCAUCAAGUGCGUGGAGAGCAUUACAGUGAACAACUCCCCCAUGAUCGUCACCGGCUCAUGGGAUAAGACCAUCAAGUACUGGGAUCUCCGCCAACAAACCCCUGCCGCUUCUGUACAAUGCAAAGAGCGUGUCUACGCCAUGGAUACCCGCGACCAGCUUCUUGUUGUCGCUACUGCCGAUCGCUGGGUCGAAAUCUUCAACCUGAACCAGCCCAGUCAACCCUACAAGCAAAUCCAGAGCCCUCUCAAAUGGCAGACCAGAACCAUCAGUUGCUUCGCCGAUGCCACUGGCUUUGCUAUUGGCUCUAUUGAAGGCAGAUGUGCUAUACAAUAUGUCGAGGAAAAGGACGCAAGCUCGAACUUCUCCUUCAAGUGCCACCGUCAGAACGCACCCAACACUCGCGAUCAGUCCAACGUUUACUCGGUCAACUCCAUCUCCUUCCACCCUGUCCACGGAACCUUCAGUACUGCCGGUAGUGACGGCACCUUCCACUUCUGGGAUAAGGACGCCAAACACAGGCUGAAGGGAUACCCCGAGGUCGGCGGUAGUAUCAGCUGUACCGACUUCUCCCACGAUGGCAACAUCUUCGCCUACGCCGUUUCAUACGACUGGCAUCAAGGUUACUCAGGAAACAACCCCCAGUACCCCAACAAGGUCAUGCUGCAUCCUGUUAUUGGAGAUGAGUGCAAGCCCAGACCUAACUCCAAGAAGCGAUGA
This is a messenger RNA of Aureobasidium pullulans EXF-150, 1086 nucleotides long. Its product is annotated as WD40 repeat-like protein. Bases 1 to 1086 code for a protein of 361 amino acids. The record is from RefSeq and is a predicted model, not a curated record. Gene Ontology annotation, cellular component: nuclear pore. The transcript has 3 exons. Gene Ontology annotation, molecular function: ubiquitin binding; RNA binding. NCBI's taxonomy places the organism in Eukaryota, Fungi, Ascomycota, Dothideomycetes, Dothideales, Saccotheciaceae. Gene Ontology annotation, biological process: transcription-dependent tethering of RNA polymerase II gene DNA at nuclear periphery; RNA export from nucleus.